This is a messenger RNA of Drosophila elegans, 3337 nucleotides long. RefSeq lists its product as uncharacterized. The transcript is spliced from 4 exons. The record is from RefSeq and is a predicted model, not a curated record. Lineage: Eukaryota; Metazoa; Arthropoda; Insecta; Diptera; Drosophilidae. The coding region runs from base 151 to 3195 and encodes 1014 amino acids.
UUCAGGUCGAUCGCUUCAGGCUUAACUCCCAUUUAAAUUGUAUAAUUUUAUGUGAAUUAUCGUGGCGUUCCUCGCGCGCUUUUAAAAUUAUUUGUGCAAGGAAAUUUUUAAGCUCGUGGACGACCCGGGUUCGAUUAAUUUCCGUUCAGGAUGGCGACUUUAGAUUGCAAUCCGGCGCCGCCGGAAAAGAAGGAGAAACCUGUGGAGGAGCUGAUGGACUGGGAUAACUACUACAAGCAUCGCGGGAUGAUCAGCACCCGACUGGCCAGUUGCAAGGCGGACUACAUGCACUGCUCCACUUACCAGGAGAAAGGCAAGAGCCAGGAAAAGGACAAGAAAAAGAACUCAUGCUGCUGUUCCUCGUGUCCGGUUCAAAAUCGGGAGGAGGUCUACCAGCCCAGGUGCCCGGCUCCUGGUCAGAAGGGCAAACCGAACAAAGACUACAUGCGCUGUUUUGCCGCCAAGCUCAUCGUCCAGAGACUCGAUUUGCCUGGCAGGGAUUUCAAGUGCCGAGAUCAGUUGCAAGUCAAGGCUAAUGUGUGCCGUAAAUGCAAGAUCUGCCUGGACGACAGUCGCAUCAAUGUCAACUGUCUUCCUUUAAAUCCUGACAAGACCUUCCAAAUGGAACCCGAGUGUUUGCAGAGGCAGCUAGCCGAGGGCAUUACCAUAUCCGUGAUCUACUUGCGCAAGGAGAUCGCUCGAGGCUGCUACUUCCCACCUGCGGCGGUGGUCAACCGCAUGAUCAACGAGUUCACCGAGAUCGUGCACGAUGCCAAUGUGGAGCUGACCUGCAAGGGCUGCACCGUCGGCCUCAUCAACAUCCGGUUCGCGAUGCAGAUGCGCUGCCAGACGAUCAAAGAAGUUGCGGACGGACGUUUGGCGGGCGGCCAGGAGCGGGGAUGUUGCUCCGGGGGGCGGAAGAAAAAGGGGACCAGCUGCAUGGACAUGAAUGUGGAUCCGCAGGACAUCUCGUACAUGUCGGGUGGCAAUUACUCCUCCUCUUCCAUUGAUCCCUGCGUGGGAUUUAUGCCCAGCGAUAUGGAUGAGCCCACGCCUACGGCCACGGAGUGUCCCUCUGGCUGCGAAGAUAGGGGCCAGAAUUUCGCCGGAUAUCAGGAUUCACCUCCUCGACUGGUGGACAUGGCGGGACCUUAUCCCGUUUACUCCUGUCCCAAUGUGGACGACUGUUGUGUGACCUUUGAACCUCCAGCAGCACCUGCCGCCCAAUUCUCCGCCUGCCAGAGAAACAUACUGGGCGAGGGGAACACCAACCGACUGUGCCAACAGCAUUCCUUCCCGAAACUGCGACAGAUGCACAUCAGCAACACCAGAUCCUGUGCCCUCUGCGGCGAGGACGUCUCCUGGCUGCCCAAAGUGGCCGCCUGUCCUUGCUGUGGCUACAAACCGGUGCCGGAGUUCAAGGAGCGAGCCUACGACGAGUCAGCCACGGCCCAACAGAUCCUGCUGGACCAUCUGGAGAACCCCGUGGAGGAUCUCAGCUUCGACCUCGGGUCGGUGGAGGGAUGUUCGGCGGAUGGAGAACGCGAUGACCCCGGGCACACCUCGGAGGCCUUUGAAACUAUAGUAAGGGACUACCAACUCUUAAGGCGCAGCAUUCGUGAAUCCUCCACAACCAAGGCGGCUCAGUCGGUCACCAAAAAGCCAGCACUUCCAGAGGGCGAGUCCAAGCCCCAGGAUUUGGCCAAGGUUUUUGCCGAACUAAGAGAUCUCUUCAACGUUAAAGUGCCCGAUGAGAAAAAAAAGAUUCAGGAAAUUUGCACGGAGGCCUGUAAUUUGGCCAAGGCACACAAGAAGGGGAUGACAUCUCCAAAAAGAAAAGAGGGCGGAAAUGCCGAAGCUUCAGAGGAUGCCUGCCAAGUUGUAAAACCUAAGAAGCGUCGCUUGAAAAGUAAGCGUCCUUUCAGGUCCAGGUAUUACUCCAUGUACAGUCCACGGGUGAGGCCGAAAGUCACUUUGGAUGGCGGAGACAACAGGAAGGUGCCCAGCCACAUGGGCUGGCUAUGGACAGCCCAUCCACUGGCCUCCAAGCCCGGCUGGCGACCCGGGGCCAUCCGCCGCUCCAUUCGCGGCCUGAUGCGCUACUUCCUCAAGGACUUUCCCGUGGACAACGUGCCCGUUUCGAAGUACAUGUCGUACUACAACCACAAGAAGUCACCGAAGACUCCAGCAGGUGAGAAGCCGGAGGAUUUGGUGCAGGUGCCCACGCUGCAUAUAGAAAAGAAGAACGAUGUGUACACCAUCACUUUGCGUCCGCUCAAAGAUGCCAAGACUCUUUCGCGCUCCGCCAAUCCUUAUGUGAACAUGAAGCCCGUGCAGUUCCGCAUUGUGCAGAAUCCGCUGGUGAAGGAGCUGCGCGACUUGAAGCGCUGUCUCAAGGGCAUGGGCUUCAGCAAGUGCUCCUGCCACAAGCCAUUGAUGACCUGCUAUUGCCGUAGCUUCGUGGACAAGAAGAGGCUGAUCUAUCAUGUGCGAAAGGAGUGCGAGCGUCGGCGAAUAGAGUCCUGCGAGGAUGACCUUGUGCUGACGGACACCUCCGACAGCGAGGCGGAGUUCGACUUCGGGGUCACUCCACCGGCCGGGUUGAUGCAUCCGGAGCGACUGAAGAGCACCCAUGUGACAAACACCGCCGUGCAGUACGACGAGAGAGAUUGGGUCAUGCCCAGUCUGUAUCCCCACAUGCCCGAUGCCACAGUUCAGUACGAGAGCUGUGUGAUGGGCGAGCGGCAGAAGCCGUUCAACUGGAUAUAUGGCAAGGGCGUCAUCCAGGAGGUGCCCGAGACGCCCAAGAUGCGGAACAUUCCCAAGAAGCAGAAGAAAAAGAAGGUGGAGCCGGGUCGCGUGGCUGGAGGUUUUGCUGGGCAGGAGUACCACGAUUCCUGCAUUUACAGCCGCGUCAACAAUAACUCCGUUCAAACACAAGCACGGGUGCACACUGUAGCGCCCAUUCACAGUCCCCCAAAUUACUCCACGGACUCGGAACUCCCGCUGAGUGGCCAUCACAUGAGACUCCUCGAUCAGGCCGCCUAUCCGCCCAGUGCUCCACAGCGAACGGAACCCUGGUCCUAUGAAAAGACCAAGGAAAAGCAGCGCCAAAGAAUCAAAAGGAGAACUAAAAAGCUCGUACGAUUCGAUCCCACCAUCUGUGCUCGCUCCUCCGAUAGUUAUUUCCCCUAGUUUCAUUUAACCGGGUCGCUUGUACAUAUAUAUCCACAUCCCCUACCCCCCAUUCCACACACGAUUUUAGCCUACCACCAAUGUUCCGAUCAAAAUCAACCGCGUAAAAUUGUAAGUUUUAAUAAACAGGAAACUUAGAAAA